Molecule: messenger RNA, 885 nt
Organism: Triticum turgidum subsp. durum (durum wheat)
Lineage: Eukaryota; Viridiplantae; Streptophyta; Magnoliopsida; Poales; Poaceae
Source: the annotation of a GenBank genome assembly
AUGCGAGAAUACCGAGUUAACUCAGUGGUUGUCAUGACAGGGAACAUAUUGCAAGGGAUCCUCACCUCCAUGGAUCUGGUCUUGCGAGUAGUGGCACAAAGUCUGUCCCCCGAGGUAACCCUCGUAGAAAAGGUUAUGACUGCAAGUCAUGGUUGUGCCACACUGGACACAUCAAUCCUCGAGGCUCUACAGUCAAUGCAAGAUGGCAAAUUUCGUUAUAUUCCUGUUGCAAACAAAAGAGGACAGAUUGUCGCCUGUUUGGAUGCUCUACAGUUAGCCCACGCAAGCAUCUCCAUGGUUGAGGGAGCCUCCGGACGAAAUGAUAUGGCAAAUGCUAUGGUUCAGAAGUUUUGGGAUUCAGCUCUUGCCUUGCAUCCAGCAGAGGAAUAUGACGAGCAUAGUGAAGAGUCUCGUACGGCAGCGUCAGACAGUGUUGAAGGGAAGCAAACACCCCCUCAUGUCGGCAACGCGUUCUCUUUCAAAAUUGAAGACAGAAAAGGACGGAUGCACAGAUUCAGUUGCGUUUCAGAGAGUUUGGAUGAGCUUGUGUCUGCUGUUGCAUACAGAUUGGGAACGGAAAACGAGAAGGCGAAUGUAAAUCUUCUGUAUGAUGAUGAUGAAGGUGACAGAGUUCUUCUUGCCACUGAUGGUGACCUCGUUGCGGCAAUUGAGCAUGCAAGAUCAGCCGGAUGGAAGAUUCUGAGGCUGCACAUGGAGGACGGUUCCGAGACCGAGACCGGGGCGGUGUCCAUUUCCUCGUUGCCUGUAGAUGCCUCGGUGCCGUGGAGAGGCUGGCCAUCGUCCGUCGGGCUGGGGAUUGUUGCCGGCGCGGCUGCGGUCGCCGGCGUCGUGGUAACUGCCUACUUGAGACGCUCCGAGCUCUGA